AUGCCCAUCGUCGUAUCUGACAAUGAGUCCACGUCAGGACAUGUUGUGUCUCGACCACAACGAACUGUGACACUUUCGUCACGACUCACCGAUGCUAACAACGAUGUGACUUCAGAGCUCUCAGCCCAUAGGAACAAACCUCCCAUGCCUGCCAUCAGCACCCCAACCCCAGUGCCGACCAGCGGCACCCCAAGGUCCCCAACACCAGGUGUUAUGGAAAAUGGACCUCAUACAAGACCACUGAGUUCGAACAUUGCAGGCAAACGCUUGCGCCACAGCGCAAGCGCCAAUGGUGAGGCAUCAUUCACAGAUGCUUCCAGCCCAUCUGUAAUUGAUACUGCAGAGGAGACUCUGAGCAUAUGCAAUGCAACACCUAUGGACACCGAAGGUUUUUUAUCCGACAUCAAUGAAAAGAGCUGUGAUGUUAGCGCAUUUUUCGGCCAGCCAUACGCACACAAGGCCAAGGAUGGGAAGACUCAUGCAGUCCAAGACUGUGAGCCAUGCAAAAAAAACAUUACCCAUGCCAAAUUGUUAGCGACACUUCAACGUGUCAACGCCACAUUGCCUUUCGGCAUCCGGAUGCCUAUCGACAAUGGUGCAAAACUAACAACUUCGAGUUGA
This is a messenger RNA of Suillus subalutaceus, 621 nucleotides long. RefSeq lists its product as uncharacterized. The coding region runs from base 1 to 621 and encodes 206 amino acids. The record is from RefSeq and is a predicted model, not a curated record. The transcript is spliced from 7 exons. NCBI's taxonomy places the organism in Eukaryota, Fungi, Basidiomycota, Agaricomycetes, Boletales, Suillaceae.